Pezoporus flaviventris is the source of this 2547-nucleotide messenger RNA. RefSeq names its product kelch domain containing 1 (gene KLHDC1). The transcript is spliced from 14 exons. Gene Ontology annotation, molecular function: protein binding. Bases 294 to 1733 code for a protein of 479 amino acids. The record is from RefSeq and is a predicted model, not a curated record. NCBI's taxonomy places the organism in Eukaryota, Metazoa, Chordata, Aves, Psittaciformes, Psittacidae.
CGCCAAGGGAGCAGGGGGCAGAGGGAAGGCCACGGCCCGCGCGCACAGCUGGGAGGCACGGCGCGCGCCUCCAGCCCCCGCCUGGCAGCUCCGCAGGCGGCGGCGGUGGGACUGAGGGGAAGCCGCCAUAACCCCUGCGCCGAGGGGAGGGUGACGCCCCACACUUUGAACCCUCCUAGCUUCCCGUCCGCCUGAGGGAAGCAACCGGCGGAGAAACGCAGCCUCUCCCCGAGGAGGCGGUGGUGGGACGCGAACGCGAGCUGCUGCUGCUUCUUCUUCCUCCUUCUCCUAAGAUGGCGGCGGACUCCGCGGAACUGUUCCGCGUGGCCGAGGAGCGGAGCGGCCACUGCGCCGUGGUGGACGGGAACUUUCUCUAUGUGUGGGGGGGAUACGUGUCAAUUGAAGAAAAUGAAGUUUAUUUGCCUAAUGAUGAGCUCUGGAUCUAUGAAAUAGAUAGUGGGUUAUGGACAAUGCACCUAAUGGAAGGAGAGUUACCCACUUCCAUGUCAGGAAGCUGUGGGGCAAGCAUUAAUGGGAAGCUGUACAUAUUUGGUGGAUUUGAUGAUAAAGGAUACAGUAAUCGGCUUUAUUAUGUUAAUUUGCGAACAAAAAAUGGAACCUAUAGGUGGAAAAAAAUUACAAAUUUUAAAGGUCAACCUCCUACACCACGUGACAAGCUUUCCUGCUGGGUGUAUAAGGACAGGCUAAUAUAUUUUGGUGGUUAUGGCUGUAGGAAGCAUAAUGAACUGAGUGAUUGUUUUGAUGUCCAUGAUGCUUUUUGGGAAGGACAGAUAUUCUGGGGAUGGCACAACGAUGUUCAUGUUUUUGAUACAACCACACAAACUUGGUCUCAACCAGCAAUUAGAGGUGGAGAUCCACCUCAGCCUCGAGCAGCUCAUACAUGUGCUGUGCUGGGAAAUAAAGGUUACAUCUUCGGAGGACGAGUGCUGUUCACCAUAAUACAAAUCUUCCCAGGGAAAAGGCUCUACAAGGAACCAGAAAGGGCCAGGAAGUGUCAUGAGGCUUCUCCUAUUCAUCUUUCUGGGAGGAAAGGGCACCUUUUUCCAGACUUGGAGCUAGAACUGGUUAAAGAAGAUGAUGAUGAUCAAAAUCAAUUGUACCAGGAAUCAUUUGAAAACAGGCUCAGAAGUAUUAUGUGGACUCUGUUCCUCCAGCAAACUAGGAUGAAUGAUUUGCACUGCCUGAAUUUAGACACUUGGACUUGGUCUGGAAGAAUUAGUAUCAGCGGAGAGAAACCAAAGGAUCGGUCCUGGCACACGCUGACUGCUAUAGGAGAUGACAGACUUUUUCUUUUUGGGGGACUAAGUUCUGAUGAUGUUCCUUUAAGUGAUGGCUGGAUUCACAGCAUUACAACAAAUGGAUGGAAACAACUUACCCAUUUGCCUAAGAGUAGGCCUAGAUUGUGGCAUACAGCCUGCCUUGGAAAAGAAGGAGAAGUGAUGGUGUUUGGUGGAAGCAAGGAUGACUUGCAUUUCAUGGACACAGGUCACUGCAGUGACUUGUUGAUAUUUCAGACUCAACCUUACUCACUUCUCAGGUUGUGUCUUGACUGCAUUGGUAAAAACACAACUCUCCUAAAGAACCAAAUACCAUACUUGCCAUCCAAACUUCUGCAGCAAGUGCUGAAAAAAAUAACCUUCUGGGCUGCAGUUAACCACCGGCAAGAGAAAAAAGCUGAGACUGAGAGACAGAGUCAACUCAGCACCACAUGAACACUGGCAAUAAAACUGUUGAACACUUGGGUUUAUUCAUGGCAUACAGCAAGGUCUUUUGUUGGUGAACUUUACUAAAGCUACAGAACAACUGUAUGUUAAGCUGAGUUUCUAAGUGAAGUUUGAGAACAAAGCAAUCCUUUUUAUGGAAAUCUCGUUCAUUUUCUGCAUUAUAGGAACUUGAUAAAACUUUGUUUGUAUAUAUUGUUAACUUCUGCUGUCAUGGUCUUAAUGAGACAGUCCAUACAACUUGUUCUUUUUGAAGGAGACAUGACACAAAAUGUUUUCAGUUGGAUAAAAUAAAGCUUAAGACUAAAACUUUAUGACAGCCUUAUCGCAUCAGCCUUUCUGAAGAGAGAAAGUUCGUUGAACAUAGUACCUUUGGAAGACUCGUUGUCAGGCUUGAAAAAGGUAACUCAUUUCCUAACACAACCAAAUUGUAUUGUUCGAUUCCACCCAACUCUGUUACAUGACCAUCCAGUCAAAUGGUGGAGCCAGAUGUCUUGCUCCAAGUAGAAAAAUCAGUAAGUUUAACUGUGGAACUUGAAGGAAAAGUUGCAACGUGCAGCAUUGUCUGUCACAUAGGAAAGCUUACAUGCAGUUUGUAACAUGGUUUUACUCUUUCUGUAAUUGAGUCAUUUUUAAAAUAGGUUGUAUAUUGUAUUUUGGAUGUGUAAAGUUUCUAUUUCAUUCUUGUUUAAAAAAUGCUUAUUUAUUGUUUAAAAAGAGCAUAUGUAUUACUUGCUAUUUUUGUUUCAACUAUUUAGUUAACAGGAGCACAAUCAUUAAAAUUUUAUAGAGAGUUGAACCAGGA